GUCAUUUCCGGAUCAAACUCCUUCUAAUGGUAGCGGAGGGCUGGCUUGUGUGUUGCCCCCCAGCCGCGGUCCCUGCUGCCCUCCGAAGGUGAAGGUGAUCUUUCAACCCUGGUGGAGGCUGCCUUGGGCUACAAAUUGCAGACAGAAAAAUAACAUUCAGCUGGUCCAGAGGGAAGAAAAGCCCUCCAGACCCCCCAGUUUGGGAGCAGCAGAAACGACUGGGAAACGUCUGAGCAGAAAAUGUUGAGUGAAGACUCCUUUGUCUCAGAUGUUCAGCAGCACCAGCACUUCAGGCGAUUCCGCUACCAGGAGGCCGAGGGACCCCGAGAGGUUUGCAGCCGACUCCACAAUCUCUGCCGACAAUGGCUGAAGCCAGAGCGACACACGAAGGCUCAGAUCUUGGACCUGGUGAUCCUAGAACAGUUCCUGUCUGUCCUUCCCCCGGAGAUGGCGAACUGGGUGAGGGAAUGUGGAGCGGAGACCAGUUCCCAGGCGGUGGCCCUGGCCGAAGGCUUCCUCCUGAGCCAGGCAGAAGGGAAGAGGCAGGAAAAGCUCCAGGUCCAGGGACUGUCGGUACAAAGGGCCGCUGAUUUCCCCAAGGGAGCGAUGGCUCCAUCCAGCAGCCGAUCGAGAGUGCCGUCCAGGGGGAUCGGGCAGGAGGCUGGCGGAGAGGCCCCCUCGCUGGACAGUGAAGCGAUGCUGGAGAUACAUUCUGGGUCGUCCCUUCUUGGCAGUGGAGUGGGAAGAGCUCCUGCACAGGCAGAACAGGUCCCGGUGACCUUUGAGGAGGUGUCUGUGUGUUUCGCUGAGGAGGAGUGGGCGCUCCUGGAUCCGGACCAAAAGGCCCUGCACCGGGAAGUCAUGGCGGAGAACUGUCGCUUCGUGGCCUCUCUGGCUGACGGAUGGGUGAGCGAGAAUGAGAAAGACUCGCCCAGCGAGUCCCUGGAAGUAGCUAGAGAUGGAAAGGAAGGACGACGGAGAUGGAGGAGGAGAGUCAAGCAGAAGCAACGAGACGCAGUUUCUGCUUGUCAUGGUGACGACAUCCGUAAAGUCUCAGCCCAAGGAAAACGUGACGCAGGAAAGAAAAGUCAUAAGUGCCCAUUUUGUGGGAAGAGUUUAAAUUGUAAAUCGAGCUUAAACAAUCAUUUGAAAACUCACACCGGGGAGAAACCAUUUCAGUGUUCCGAAUGCGGGAAGAGCUUCUCUCAAAGCACAAACCUGGUCAAACAUCGAAUAAUCCAUACAGGGGAGAAGCCGUUUAAAUGCUUGGAGUGUGGAGACAGCUUCCGGUGGAAAACGCAACUUAUUUCCCAUCAAACAAUCCACACAGGCGAGAAACCUCAUCGGUGCUUGGAGUGUGGAAAGAGUUUUGGUUUGAGGUCUUCCCUUUUGAGACACCAAAUAUUGCACACCAGAGAGAAAUGGUUUCAAUGCUCAGACAGUGAGAAGAGCUUCACUCGGAGGGGAAACCUUACUGUUCACCAAAGAACCCACACAGGGGAGAAACGGUUUCAGUGCUUGGCGUGUGGAAAGAGCUUUGGUUGGAGGCAAAGCCUUACUGAGCACCGAAGAAUUCACACAGGGGAGAAGCCAUUUAUAUGCUUGGAGUGUGGAGAGAGCUUCAUGCGUAAACAGCAACUAACUUCCCAUCAAACGAUCCACACUGGUGAGAAACCUCAUCAGUGCUUGGUGUGUGGAAAGAGCUUCUCUCGGAGGGGAAAGUUUACUGAGCACCAAAGAAUCCACACCGGGGAGAAACCAUUUAAAUGUUUGGAAUGUGGAAAGAGCUUCACUCGGAGGGGAAAGUUUACUGAGCACCAAAGAAUCCACACCGGGGAGAAACCUUUUAAAUGUUUGGAAUGUGGAAAGAGCUUCACUCGGAGGGGAAAGUUUACUGAGCACCAAAGAAUCCACACCGGGGAGAAACCGUUUAAAUGUUUGGUAUGUGGAAAGAGCUUCAUAUAUAACAAGCUACUAACUUCCCAUCAAAGGAUCCACACCGGUGAGAAACCUUAUCAGUGCUUGGAGUGUGGAAAGAGCUUCACUCAGAGGGGACACCUUUCUUCCCACCAAAGAACCCACACAGGGGAGAAACCUUUUAAAUGUUUGGAGUGUGGAAAGAGCUUCAUGCGUAAGGAGCAACUAAGUUCCCAUCGAACGAUCCACAGUGGUGAGAAACCUCAUCAGUGCUUGGAGUGUGGAAAGAGCUUUAUUUGGAAGACAAGCCUUAGUUACCACCAAACAACCCACACAGGGGAGAAACCGUUCAAAUGUUUGGAGUGUGGAAAGACCUUCAUUCACAGGGGAAACCUUACUUCCCACCAAAGAACCCACACAGGGGAGAAACCGUUUAAAUGUUUGGAGUGUGGGGAGAGCUUCAGGUGGAAUGUGCACCUUAUUUCCCAUCAAAUGAACCACACAGGCGAGAAACCUCAUCAGUGCUUGGAGUGCGGAAAGUGCUUCACUUGGAAGAGCUCCUUUGUGGAGCGCCAAAGAAUCCACACAGAGGAGAAACAAUUUAAAUGUUUGGAGUGUGGAAAGAGCUUCACUCGGAGGGGACACCUUACUGAGCACCAAAGAAUCCACACAGGGGAGAAAACUUUUAAAUGUUUGGAAUGUGGAAAGAGCUUCUCUCGGAGGGGACACCUUACUGAGCACCAAAGAACCCACACAGGGGAGAAACCAUUUAAAUGUUUGGAGUGUGGGGAGAGCUUCAGGUGGAACAUGCAACUAAUUUCCCAUCAAACGAUCCACACUGGUGAGAAACCUCAUCAGUGCUUGGAAUGUGGAAAGAGCUUCAUGUCGAAGGAAAGCCUCACUGAUCACCAAAGAAUCCGCACAGGGGAGAAACGAUUUAAAUGUUUGGAGUGUGGAAAGAGCUUCACUCGGAGGGGACACCUUACUGAGCACCAAAGAAUCCACACAGGGGAGAAACCUUUUAAAUGUUUGGAGUGUGGAAAGAGCUUCUCUCGGAGGGGACACCUUACUGAGCACCAAAGAACUCACACAGGGGAGAAACCAUUUAAAUGUUUGGAGUGUGGGGAGAGCUUCAGGUGGAAUGUGCAACUAAUUUCCCAUCAAACGAUCCACCCUGGUGAGAAACCUCAUCAGUGCUUGGAGUGUGGAAAGAGCUUCACUCGGAGGGGACAACUUACUGAUCACCAAAGAACCCACACAGGGGAGAAACCAUUUAAAUGUUUGGAGUGUGGAAAGAGCUUCUCUCGGAGGGGACACCUUACUGAGCACCAAAGAACUCACACAGGGGAGAAACCAUUUAAAUGUUUGGAGUGUGGGGAGAGCUUCAGGUGGAAUGUGCAACUAAUUUCCCAUCAAACGAUCCACCCUGGUGAUAAACCUCAUCAGUGCUUGGAAUGUGGAAAGAGCUUCAUGUUGAAGGAAAGCCUUACUGAUCACCAAAGAUUCCACACAGGGGAGAAACCAUUUAAAUGUUUGGAGUGUGGAAAGAGCUUCACUCGGAGGGGACAACUUACUGAUCACCAAAGAACCCACACAGGGGAGAAACCAUUUAAAUGUUUGGAGUGUGGAAAGAGCUUCUCUCGGAGGGGACACCUUACUGAUCACCAAAGAAUCCACACAGGGGAGAAACCAUUUAAAUGUUUGGAUUGUGGAAAGAGCUUCAUUCGGAGGGGAUACCUUACUGAGCACCAAAAAAUCCACACUGGUGAGAAACCUCAUCAGUGCUUGGAGUGUGGAAAGAGCUUCGGUUGGAAGACAAAUCUUACUUCCCACCAAAGAAUCCACACAGGGGAGAAACCAUUUAAAUGUUUGGAGUGUGGAAAGAGCUUCACUCGGAGGGCAACCCUUAUUAUGCACCAAAGAACCUACACAGGGGGGAAACCGUUUCAAUGUUUGGAGUGUGGGGAGAGCUUCAAGCGUAAUGUGCAGCUAACUCCAUAAAAGGAUCCACGCAGGUGAGAAACUACAUUAGUGCUUGGAGUGUGGAAAGAGCUUUGGUUGAGGUCACACCUUAUCAGACACCAAAAAAACCACUCAGGGUGAAACCUUUUAAAUGGUUGGAAUGUGGAAAGAAGUUCAGUAACAGAGGAAAACCCUCCCGCCCAUGUUCCCCAGUGACUCUUGUAAAUAGGCAGACUGCCUCUGAGGUAGCAUAGAGCCAUGAGUAUCAGCAGCCAUUGCUACUUUUCUCCUCCAGAAUUUCUCCUGUCUGCCUUCACAGCCAUCUGAACAUGUGACCAUCACGACACCUUGUGGAAGCGGAAGUCUGUCCUUAGAGUCUAAUAAAUAUGAAAUGAAAUCAUUGUUUGUGGGAUGUUUCCAGGGAAGGAAAUUCUUGCUUCCUGAAUGGCAUUGCUGCGUCAGAACGUGAGAGCAAUCGACCAGAAUUUAAGAAGAAGAAAAAAGUGAUGAGGGACCUUCUGGGAUUCACCCCUUUGGAAACCCUCCAUCUGAUAGGCCAUUUCAACCAUUCACAGUGAAUGACAGUGUUCUGUUCCUCCAGGGCUUCAGCAGAGGGGAUGCAGCGAAUUGAUUGAGCCCCUACUUCAUAUGUAGCACGUUCCGGGUUCAAACUUUGUUCUGACUUUAUACUGUUAGUUUUACCCUACCCAGUGCCUGUUUACCCUACCCUGUGCCUGUUUGCAUU
Elgaria multicarinata webbii is the source of this 4624-nucleotide messenger RNA. RefSeq names its product zinc finger protein 850-like. The transcript has 7 exons. Gene Ontology annotation, biological process: regulation of transcription by RNA polymerase II. The coding region runs from base 241 to 3918 and encodes 1225 amino acids. Gene Ontology annotation, molecular function: RNA polymerase II cis-regulatory region sequence-specific DNA binding; DNA-binding transcription factor activity. Lineage: Eukaryota; Metazoa; Chordata; Lepidosauria; Squamata; Anguidae. The record is from RefSeq and is a predicted model, not a curated record.